AACACCGCUUGCUGGCCUUGCUCUGCGGCUGCUCCUGCUGACAACGACAGGGGAGACGAGAGAGGCAAACAAAAUUGGCCGCCGGAGACUUUUCGUCACUUGACGCAGACGUUCGGAAACAGAUGCCUGUAACUGCAGUCUCCAGCUUUGAGCCGUUGUCAGAGAGACUGUUUUCAAGCAUAUCGUUCGACGAGAAUCUCCAUACCGCUUCCCCCACCGCUACUUCAAAAGACAUCAGCAUCAGACCAUGUCUGCCAGACCAAGCAUUGUCUCCUCUCUUGUCACCUUUCGAACCGCCGCAGCAUCCGUGGUGCUUAGGUACUUUUGGGCGGGCGGGCGCACUCAAAUAUGCAGCACAUGCAGGCCUCGCUCGCAUGGCAUGGCAUCGCGUUGCAUCGCAUCAACCAUCAACGCUAAUAAAGGGACCCAAGCUAAAGUCCAUGUGGCCUCUCCAACUCGAGGCCCAUCGAGGCCGCACCAUCUCGCAUCGCACGCCCGACUGGCUAGUCGCCGUCAUAGAUUAGUCCUGGGCCACUCCAAGCCCUCCAAGCCCUCCUGUCUCCGCCAACUCGCCAACUCGCCAACCUCUCCGCCAUGAUGCUGCACCGUUGCGGAGAUCUUAAUGCAUGCAGCACACCACGGCCUCCGAGGGAUCC
This is a messenger RNA of Colletotrichum godetiae, 656 nucleotides long. RefSeq lists its product as uncharacterized. The coding region runs from base 123 to 524 and encodes 133 amino acids. Lineage: Eukaryota; Fungi; Ascomycota; Sordariomycetes; Glomerellales; Glomerellaceae. The transcript has 2 exons. The record is from RefSeq and is a predicted model, not a curated record.